Morchella importuna is the source of this 2262-nucleotide messenger RNA. RefSeq lists its product as uncharacterized. The record is from RefSeq and is a predicted model, not a curated record. The transcript has a single exon. Bases 1 to 2262 code for a protein of 753 amino acids. Lineage: Eukaryota; Fungi; Ascomycota; Pezizomycetes; Pezizales; Morchellaceae.
AUGCCACCCCCACAGAUUGUGUAUGUGGUAACAGGGCUCGGCAAACGAGCAAUGGGCUUAGUCGAAAAUCUCAAAGGCAAGGGACUCAGAAUCCUAAUUGACGAUGAGGAAAUCGAUAAAAUAAGCACGGUAUACCUAAGACGAGCAAGGGGCCAGUAUGACCCAGUGCAAGUCAAAUAUAUGAAUGGAGACCUCCAUACCUCGAAAGCGAUCCGCGAACAGUAUGAGGCAGAGGCGGCAACGAUGCGACACAUCGAUGAAUUCUCCGACUUCGAGGGUACACCAAAGCCGGAGGAAGAAGAGCAGGCGGAGGUAAAAAAAGAAGAGGAAGAAGACGAGAAAAUGGCUGAUGAAGAGGAGGAAGAAAAUGACCACCCAGAAGAAGUCAGAUCAAUCAAAAAAGGAAAGGAAAAGGCAAUCGAGAGUGAUGUAAGCCAAGCCGUUGAGGAAUCAGAGAUGGAAUGGACGAAGCUCGACUUGUACGACAGAAUCGAGCUUGCGGUAGAAGCCAUCCGGGAAUAUAGGGUCAGCAUUAUUAAUGAGACGGCGUAUGAAAACCCGGACGUCGACAUGGAAAUUGCAAAGGAUAUGGUAGAUGUUCCGGGAGAUCAGGAUGCAGCUAUGAUGUAUGAGGCAGCGAUGGAUGUUAUGGAAGAAGGAAAGGGGAAAAAGAGGAAGAGGCAUGAAGAGGAUCAAAGCCAUAGAGAGGAGUUCUGGGACGCAUGGAUGAACCCAAGAAAGAUCAUACAACCGGGGAAGAAACAUAUUAUCGAGAAGCUGGUCACGGGACUAAGCUCAAGCAAAUGGGCCACUAUAGCCAGGAAAGAAAUUCGUCAGGGCCUGAUGGCAUCCAAACAUGCACCAAUAUGCACCAAAGAAGGGCGAGACCAAAGAGGAACAAGACAGCUAACGCCCAUCACAAUAAGCAGCCAGAGCUCGAGAAGAAGCACCCCGGCACUGGAGGAGCUCAAGAAAGAGAAAUUGCCUGACUGGGCAAAGGUAAUGAUCGAUACCAUCAAAGUGUUACAAAAGAAAGUAGCCAGACUAGAAGGUGAAAAGCUUGCGGCAGCACGAGUAAAGGAGCGAAGAGGAAUGGGGACCGAGGAACCUACCAGGGGGGGAAGGAAGAGGCCAGACAGCAACAGGAGAAAAGAAGCCGAAAGCAUAAACGAGAAUAGGAGCGAACCCAAAAGCACUAUCGGCGAAGUUAAAGGGUGGGCUGCGAGUGGAGCAAAUCUCACCCCCAUCGGGGGGAAGAAAUUUGAACCGAAUACUUCAGCAGGGGUCGAGGAGGACUGGAAGAAAAUAGGAGAAGACCGGAGGAAAAAGCAGCUGGAGCGCAUUGCAGAACGAAGAGAGAAAGCGAGAAAGAAAGAAAUUAUUGUGGAGGUUAGAAAGGGCGACUCAAAUCAAGCAAGUAGCGAACAGCAACCCCUAAAAACAGCGGAGGAGUUUAUCCAGAAACUGGGAUUAGAUAAAGAACAGGUGGAAAAAACCAUGAUAAUCUCGGAUGAAGCGGGAACUCCAAAACCAUUGAGAGUGGUCUUCAAGAGUGAGGAAGCGGCGGAAAAGGCACUAAAGGAAAAGAAAGAGGAUGUGGAACUGGGAAAGAGGCUCGAAAUAAAAAGGAAGGAAGAAGACUGGGCAGGUAUUGUCGUAUAUGGAGUAGAUACACAGUGGGAAGGCAAACUCGAGGAACUGAAAACCCAUAUCGAGAAAGAGAAUAAUAUUACUCUUAUGAAAAAUCCCCAUUGGAUGACCAAAAACGAUACAAGGAAAACAGGAAAGAAGGAUCUAGUAAUCCACGUGGCGACAAGAAAGGCGAGCGAAGCGAUAAGAGGCAUCAAACUGGCAGACGGAUACACGUAUAACACCAAAGAUAUCAAAGAACACCAUACCAGAGAAUACAUCGCCAGAGGAGCGGCGAAGGAACUCCAGUGUACAACAUGUUGCAAGUUUGGGCACUGGUGGGCAAUGUGCCGAGCUAGGAGGGCAAGAUGCGGUAUAUGUGGAAAGGAGGGCCACCGGACGGACCAACAUAAGUGCGAUGAUGAAACGUGUAUUUCAAAGGGAUGGUGCAAGAACCACAGGCAAUUUUUGAAGUGCGCAAAUUGCAAGGGACUCCAUGGAGCCCGAUCCAAGUGGUGCAGGGAGCGCGAGAACUGGUUUAUGAUGUCAAUAGGAAUGGAGCCGGAGAAGAAGGAAAAUAAGGGAGGUGAAUCUAGUGCCGCGAAGGUGGUCAAAAAGACCGAGAAUGCUUAA